Molecule: messenger RNA, 922 nt
Organism: Cyphomyrmex costatus
Lineage: Eukaryota; Metazoa; Arthropoda; Insecta; Hymenoptera; Formicidae
Product: FUN14 domain-containing protein 1
Exons: 4
Coding region: 184-720 (178 amino acids)
Biological process (GO): autophagy of mitochondrion
Cellular component (GO): mitochondrial outer membrane
Source: RefSeq, a predicted model, not a curated record
CGCGCUGUCAAACGCACUUUUAUAGGUUAUACACCCGUGACGUGAUACUCGUCACCUAGACGGAACGGAAGCAGCGACAUUAAAUCCAGCCGAGGGGGACGCGAGGUUAUUGGAACCGGGUAUAGAGUUAAUCACCUGUCCAGCUCCGACAGCGUCUGCAACUCCUGCGGCGUGAGGACCAAGAUGCCUAUACCCAAGAAGAAUAAAGAAGAUGCGAACAAGGAAGCCUAUAGUAUAGAUGCUUCACAGGAAGCCAAAUCCUUCAUAGAGAAAAUCAUGGGCGAUGUGAGCAAAUCUUCAGCGACCAAACAGAUCAUCAUUGGUACCACAUCAGGAUGGGUAACUGGAUUCGUCACCAUGAAGAUUGGGAAAGUGGCAGCCUGUGCAGUCGGCGGUGGAAUUAUCAUGCUGCAAAUAGCUGCGCAUCAAGGUUACAUAAAAAUUAAUUGGGACAAGAUUAUGAGUAAAGCCGAGAAAAUAACAGAUAAGGUGGAAGAAAAGAUUACCGGCGAAGGACCAAAUUUUAUGGAUAAGGCUGAGAGAUUCGUCGACAAAAAGAUAGAUAAAGCCGAACGAUUGCUGAAACAAGGGAAGACCUGUACGCGACGUUGGUACCACAUAUUGACCGGCGGUGACGAUAGCUUCCAACCAACGGAAUUCCAUUUCUUUCUAGUCUCAUACGUGGCGGGACUCGCGCUCGGCUUUGCCACCGCUAACUAGGUAAUAAGUUGCUGCACUCUGAAUGCAACAAAGAGGAAGAUCAACAUCCACAUCAUGUCAAAAGAUAACUGCUCUAUUGCUAUUGACGCACAUGAUAAUGUCGUCGACGAAUAUAACAAUACAAUCAUGGACGAGGUAAGAAACAAGAUCAACGUAUUGAAGAAAUGGGUCGCGCGAAGUAAUACGCUUAAUAAUCCUAGAU